This is a messenger RNA of Linnemannia hyalina, 711 nucleotides long. The record is from the annotation of a GenBank genome assembly. Lineage: Eukaryota; Fungi; Mortierellomycota; Mortierellomycetes; Mortierellales; Mortierellaceae.
AUGACACAAGGAAACCCCGUUAUCCAUGAUAUCAAACACACUGCAGAGACAGUUCUUGGAAAGGGCCGAUGGUUAUCCUUACACCAGAUCCAAUUCCAGGAUCCUUCAGGAACACCACGCGGCUGGGAGGUCUGUCGCCGAAUCAAACCCGUCUCUGCCACCAAUCCUACAUCUAACAACGGCGAUAUUCUCGGCAACACCGCUUCCGUAGAUGCGGUGGAUGUGAUAACGGUCAUCAAAACCUCUCACAACAAACCAACACAUGUCGUCCUCGUCAUUCAAUACCGCCCCGCACUUUCCGCCUACUCUCUCGAAUUCCCCUCAGGACUCAUCGACGCCGACGAAUCCCCCGAGAUCGCAGCCCUGCGAGAGCUCGAAGAAGAGACCGGAUUCAGUGCCCAGGCUGGACAUGCUGUAAGGAUUGUCAAUGUCGGUGUCCCGGUUUCGUAUGAGCCUGGUCUGACGGGAUCGUGCACUCGUUUCGUAAUCGUUGAGGUCCAAACGGAAGAGGAGCAGCUGCUGGGGCCUGAAUCACCUCUACGAAAGGCAAAACCCGAGGACGACGAAUGGAGUCUCCAGGUCCUCGUCCUCCCUCUUCCAGGCUUGCUCCAAUCCCUUCAAGAUCUUCAAGAAAAAGUCGGCGGCCAGUCCAAGCUGGUCUUGGACAGUCGUCUGUACGCAUGGGCCCUCGGCCGCGAAUUAGGAUACUAG